AGAGCUGUCCAGGGCUAAUCAUUGCCGUAUUUUUUCCCUCCCUCUCUCAUUCUUUGUCUGCCCCUCGCGGAAUAAUUUUUUGGCUCAAACUGAAGGGAGGAUCAACCUCUAUCUCUCCCAAGAUCAAUCCGAACAGUUAUGCAACGGUUCGCACCUUAUCGAUUAUUUGGGAUGUGUAGUCAUGCGCAUCAACUUUGCCACUAUCGAGCCAAAAGAAGAAACUACACAUCCCGGAGAGCUUAGCGGCACAUUGCUCCACUAGUUUCACACUGAAUGUAGUUCGCUCCACUUGCAAACCCGUUUAUGAUUCACUUAAUGAAUAAAUAAAGAGUUGGAUGUCAUGGCGGAAUCGGCGGCGUGCCCUGCUUUCCAGCUCGGGAGACCACGAUACGACCAGAGCUCAUUCCUUGGUCGCCUCAGACAUUUUGUAGAAAUCAUCAACCCCAGCACCCUGUUUGUGUCAGAGAAACGGUUAAAAGAAUGCAUUAGACUUCUUGAUGAUUAUAAACACGGCACGCUUCCCCCCGGAGUGUCGGACGGUCAGCUGUGGGAGGCCCAGAAGAUCAAACAGGCCAUCAUUCACCCUGACACAGGAGAGAAGAUCUUCAUGCCAUUCCGAAUGUCAGGUUAUGUACCAUUUGGAACACCGAUUGUCAUUGGCCUUCUCCUCCCAAAUCAGACAGUGGUGUCUACCAUUGUAUGGCAGUGGCUGAACCAGAGUCACAAUGCCUGUGUGAACUAUGCAAACCGCAACGCCACAAAGCCUACUCCAACAUCCAAGUUUCUUCAAGGCUAUGUGGGAGCUGUAUCGAGUGCUGUUUCCAUCGCAGUGGGACUGAACAUCCUGAUUGACAGGGCCAACAAGCUGAGCCCUGCCACCCGAAUGAUCAUUCAGAGAUUGGUCCCCUUCCCAGCGGUCGCGAGUGCAAACAUCUGCAACGUGGGUCUGAUGAGACACAAUGAGCUAUCUGAAGGUAUCGAUGUGCUGGACAACAGCGGCAACGUGGUGGGAUCCUCCAAAAUUGCUGCACGACAUGCCAUAAUGGAGACCGCCUUUACUCGCGUGGUCCUGCCGAUGCCCAUCUUCGUCCUGCCCCCCAUCAUCAUGUCCUACCUGGAGAGGCGGCCGUUUCUGCGGAGCAACCGCAGAUUGUUGCUGCCCAUCCACAGCAUCGUGUGCCUGGUUACAUUUGGCCUCUCCCUGCCUGUGGCCAUCAGCCUGUUCCCCCAGAUGUCUCAGAUCGAGGUGUCUUGUCUUGAGCCGGAAAUUGCCAUGGCAACAGAUUGCAAGGUUGUGACCUACAACAAAGGUUUAUGAUGGAUGGCGUGGUGUGGGAGAUGAGAGGCGCGAGGAGGGAACAGAGGAGCAUUGUGAGCGGCUGAUACUGAGCACCCGCUGCAGGGUUAGGGAACUAUCCGCCGCGUUAUUUCCCCUGUAGCGACCGGGUACUUUUCCAACAUUCUUUAACCUGUUUUCUACUGUUCUGAGCACCCCUGCAAUUAUCUAGUCAGAGUUGAAAAGGCACAGAUUCUUUCCUUUACAACUGUUUUUAAGAACUCUUUAAUAAUAUCUUUUUUAGCAUCAGCAGUUAUCUAACUGAUAUAUGUGCCGUAUACUGUAGUGUUCUCAGAGACAGCACCGUGAAUUGAGGUUGUGUUUUUGACGACCUAAUUAGUACAGGUCCAAUAUUUAGUCUUUUCGGUCUCCACCCUCUUUCGGAAACUUGAACUAAAUGUGCCAAAAUGGUCUCCAACUACUCCUCUACGUGGUCUCUCCAUGGUUGUCUACAGGUAGCGUAUCAGAGAUAUUUGGUUGUAAACAGCUGUACUUGAACCAAAACAAAAGAAAAGGAAAAAAACAUUCGGGUGAAAGAAGGCAUGAAGUCAAGGUAUCUGCUGCAUCACCUGAUUAAUCAUGACAGAUAACUCUAAACACAGCUGUUCAGGCUAUCCCAAUGGCUUUACAUUUUGAAACUUAACUUCUAAUUUUGGGUGGAAGACGGUGGCAAGGUCUUCUAUUUAUUUUAUUUUUAAUAUGUUUAUGGUGUGCCACCUUUUCUUUUCUGAGAAUGUCUAAACGCACAUAAUGUAACUCAAGGAGAAAAAAAAUUACAUAUUAUAAACUAAAUAGAAUUUUCUAUUACUGAUAUUAAACUGUUGAUUGACUUAUAAAGAUUAUUAGAAAUGACAGAGAUUUUUAAUGAUAAAGAUCUGUUCUGUGUAUAUGUCAGACGUACUGGAAAAAGAUGAGACCAGAUGAGAAAGCUGGCAUGGAAAAUGGUAAAGAAAGGAUACAGUGAGGUAUGAAAAGACAUUGACAGUCAUAGAAAGUUUGAGGGCGGAAGUUUAAGUGUUUCUGACAUGUUUGAAACACUGCUGUAAAUACCCUCCAGAACACACGCCGAAAAACUAAUCUCUAAUCAGGUGCUUUAACAGAAACUGGAAAAUAACAACAGCUGUACAACAAUGUGAAUCAUCUCUGCCAGGGGUCACUGGGAACACAUAGAGAUUUUACCGCAAAUGUGUACUGCACAGUGCACUUUUUAAAGCUGAUCACAUCAGAUCUUUUAACCCACAUAAUGUGAAAAACCGCAGGGAUUAACCUUUUUUCUUAAAUUUUCUGUCUUAACUUGCAUAGGGAAUACUUUCCUGCCCUCCUGACUGUUGUAAAUCACAACUGUAUAUCUACAUAUUUGUCUUUAAACAAUGAUUAUACUGCUGCAAGUUUGUUAAAUGUUUGCUAGCGAGACAAUGUAAAACAUCUAUAUAUAUUAUUUUACAAUAUACACAUAUAUAAUAAAAAAUCUUUCACUCUAUGUGAGGCGGGUCUGCUCUUUAAUUCAGAUGUUGAGUGUUAGUAUGAUUUGUUUAUCUUUGGUUAACUCCUUUGCAACACAUUCAAAAAUUUAAUCCAUAUAAUAGAUAUCAAUUUAUUGAUUCAUCAUUUGCUCUUGAUUUUUGGAUAUGAAGCAUUUCAC
Molecule: messenger RNA, 2978 nt
Organism: Menidia menidia (Atlantic silverside)
Lineage: Eukaryota; Metazoa; Chordata; Actinopteri; Atheriniformes; Atherinopsidae
Source: the annotation of a GenBank genome assembly